AUGAGGAUACGAGCUGCUCAACCCCUGAGAGCUCUCAGAUCUGUCCCUCGGCACUCGGCGAUUGAGCAGGCCAUAGCGGUCACUCAUAAACAUGACCAGCCACUAGAUCCGUCACCUUCAUCCUCACCCUCACCACCUUCACCUUCAUCGAAUCCCAACAAGCGCGCCCUCGAAGAACUCACACCAUCUGACCUUUGCUACUACUGGGACACAAAACCUCCUACCCCCUCUCAACUCGCAUUUGCAAACAAGAUUUUUAUACCAUCGCGACAUUCGCCGACGAAGCUAUGGUCUGCCAGCAAGUUCCGUACCACGCCGCUUUCCUCCACCGAGCCCGAAGUUGCAUUCCUCGGCCGCUCCAAUGUCGGCAAAAGCUCUCUGUUGAAUGCGAUCAUGGGUCAGGAAAUAUGCUGGACAUCUUCAAAACCUGGCCGCACACGUGAGAUGAACGCCUUUGGAAUUGGCGGUACCAAAGGAGGUGAACACAAAGUGGUCUUGCUGGACAUGCCAGGAUAUGGCAAGGCAAGUCGCGCGGAAUGGGGCAUGGAAAUCAUGAAAUAUCUUCAGGGCCGAAAACAACUCCGUCGAGCUUUUAUACUUAUUGACAGCGAGCAUGGUAUCAAGCAAAAUGACGCAGACAUACUAGGUCUUUUCAGGCGAUACGCGAUCCCACAUCAAAUUGUCCUUUCUAAGGUGGACAAAAUUCUUGCAAAGGGCAAAAAGCAAAUGAAGACGGGCGCCUCUACAGUAGGUAUCCAGCGACUUCAGGAUGCCCUUCGGAAGUUACAAACACAGGUGCAGCCAGAUCCGAGCGAGUCAGACGGACCAGGUGCAUUGGGAGAGAUUUUGACGUGUAGUGCAGACACACCAGUUGGGCCGGGCCGAGUCCUCGGCGUUGACGCCGUCCGUUGGGCUAUUUUGUCAGCAGCUGGCAUUGAUGGGAGCUUGGAGGGUGCGAUGCCUACCAGGUCGGAUCAUCAACAAUGA
Messenger RNA from Penicillium diatomitis, 987 nucleotides. RefSeq names its product translation initiation/elongation factor MRX8. The transcript has 2 exons. The record is from RefSeq and is a predicted model, not a curated record. Lineage: Eukaryota; Fungi; Ascomycota; Eurotiomycetes; Eurotiales; Aspergillaceae. Gene Ontology annotation, molecular function: GTP binding. Bases 1 to 987 code for a protein of 328 amino acids. Gene Ontology annotation, cellular component: mitochondrion.